GCGACCCGCGGGAGUUUAUUACACGAGGAAAAAUAUUUAGCACGCCAUCGUCGGCUCUUUGCUGCCCCGAAGUCAGCGAAUACGUUAGUGUCGGUGCCGGUGCUUCGGGACACAAGCGCGAUGGAGCGAGCGGUUCUAUUGUGUGUGGUACUUUUGCUUCCCUGUUUGCCGGCGGAGCGUCAGCGUGGCAAUGAGGAGAUAGAUUCAAUGCUGAGUCAGCUCAGGCACGCCUCGGCAUCAGAGAUCCAGUCCUUAAGGUACUGCAAGAUCUCUACACCGGAUCUCUUAGCCACUGCCCAGAGCACGGCCAACAGGGUUCUGCAAGGUGUUUGCAACCCACGAGAGCUGAACGAGCGGUUCGCGGCGCUGCAGAAGCAGGUGGUGGACCAGUUCACCGUCCUGCAGUCGAUGGUGCUCAGCGUCGAGGACCAACUCAGGACCCAAGACAAGCAAAUGAAGAAGCACCACAGCAAGCUCAGGCAAGCCAUCGGCACCAUGAGGGGCGGCGUGGAGGGCGCAGACGACGCGGGAAGGGGAUUCGACUUCUUCGAUGACCGGCGAGGUGGUGAGCCCCCGCGACACCGAGAUCGACCGCUACAACUCGACGAUGCACCAGGAGGAAGGCUGGAGGGUCUUCACCUACUACUGGCGAGUCCGCGACAUCAACUACAAGAUGAGAAACUGGGGCGGCCGCCGCUCGCUGCGAUCCGAGAGCUUCUACAUUUUCCAGAACGGCUACAGGAUGUACAUGAGGAUUUACCCCAAUCAGCGCGGAGAGAAUGUCUAUAUCCACGUUGGGCUCACGGAGGGCGACUACGACGUCAACCUAGACUGGCCGUUCAAGCUCAAGCACAGGAUCCACAUCCUGGACCACGGCUCGCCCUCCGAGGACAUCGUCAGCCGAGUCUGGGACCCAACCCAGCUGUGCUCCGGCUGGCACUGGCGCCGCCCCGAGUCCGGAGACAACUACGAGUGCGUGGGUCUGGGCUUCGAGCAGCUGCUCCUCCGCUCCCGGAGCUACAUCCACGACGACAGCAUCGUCAUCAGGCUCACGGUGUUCCUCGCCCAGUAGAGGCGCCGCAUAACAUCCUACCCCUGUACAGUAUUCCAUGUUACUUGUCCUUCUCCCCUCAAUAUUUUCUUGAGUUAGCUGGCUUGGGCUUUGUAGCUCACAUAUAUAAGCUUUUUUUAUUGUGUAUUAUAUCAUUCUGUGAUCGUUGAUGCCACUGAAGUAACUACAAGCUGCUCUAGAAGGAUUUUCUGUUAUACUAGCUGCUUUGUAUAAAUGUAAUAUAAUCCUGGGUAUUACUCCAUUUCACUUUAUCAUCGACCAUUCUUUUUUUUCGUGCUUUUUGUCUUUAUUAUCUUAUUAGUCUCUUCUGAUUCUCCGUUAUCAUGUCUCUCUCUUUCCUCUAAAAAAAUCCCAGCAAGAUACUUAGUGCAUCUGGUUUAUGCUUUAACACCCAAGUUAAUAUUAUGAUAUAUCUUU
Molecule: messenger RNA, 1489 nt
Organism: Penaeus monodon (black tiger shrimp)
Lineage: Eukaryota; Metazoa; Arthropoda; Malacostraca; Decapoda; Penaeidae
Product: TNF receptor-associated factor 3-like
Molecular function (GO): protein binding
Source: RefSeq, a predicted model, not a curated record